Molecule: messenger RNA, 5252 nt
Organism: Lates calcarifer (barramundi perch)
Lineage: Eukaryota; Metazoa; Chordata; Actinopteri; Centropomidae
Gene: opn5
Product: opsin 5
Exons: 7
Coding region: 251-1321 (356 amino acids)
Biological process (GO): visual perception; G protein-coupled receptor signaling pathway
Cellular component (GO): membrane
Molecular function (GO): G protein-coupled receptor activity
Source: RefSeq, a predicted model, not a curated record
UCGGGCUGAUAGACUUGAUGCAGCCGCUCACAGGUGGAGGGAGACUGAGCGUCUCUGCGGCUCAGACGUGAGGUUGAACCGCGGGAUUAUUGGACGCACUGUGUCUGUCGAUCACCGGCGCCCGAUUCCUGACUGUUUUCUCUCAAGUUUCCGCGCCCUGCUUCAAACACCGGGAACAGUUUUAUUUGUGGGAAUGAAACUCCGCGCGUUGAUGACUGAGGACCGAUGAUCAGGAGGACAUUCCCCACUGAUGGCAGUGAUGGAGAACGAGACGUGGCCGCACCCCUCAUACGUCCCCCAUUAUCUGCUCCGUGGUGACCCUUUCUCCUCAAGACUCUCCAGAGAGGCGGAUAUAGUUGCAGCUUUUUACAUCUGUAUCAUAGGAAUAAUGUCUGCAACAGGAAAUGGCUACGUCAUUUACAUGACUAUCAAACGCAAGACCAAGUUGAAGCCUCCUGAGCUCAUGACUGUUAAUCUAGCCAUUUUUGACUUUGGCAUUUCAGUGACAGGAAAGCCCUUUUUCAUUAUAUCUAGUUUCUACCACCGUUGGUUGUUCGGCUGGGAGGGCUGUCGUUUCUACGGCUGGGCAGGCUUCUUCUUUGGUUGUGGGAGUCUCAUCACGAUGACCAUGGUCAGCCUGGACCGGUACCUCAAAAUCUGCCAUCUCAGAUAUGGCACAUGGCUAAAACGCCACCACGCCUUCCUGUGCUUGGCCUUUGUGUGGGCGUAUGCAGCCUUCUGGGCCACCAUGCCCCUUGUCGGCUGGGGAAACUAUGCCCCAGAGCCCUUCGGGACUUCCUGCACACUGGACUGGUGGCUGGCACAGGCCUCUGUGUCUGGCCAGAGUUUUGUCAUGGCCAUCCUGUUCUUCUGUCUCAUCUUCCCCACUGGCAUUAUCGUCUUCUCCUACGUCAUGAUCAUCUUCAAAGUCAAGUCUUCUGCGAAGGAGAUCUCGCAUUUUGAUGCCCGUAUCAAAAACAGCCACAACCUUGAGAUGAAACUCACAAAGGUGGCAAUGCUGAUCUGUGCAGGCUUCUUGAUAGCCUGGAUCCCUUAUGCAGUGGUGUCAGUGGUGUCUGCAUUUGGUGAGCCAGACUCAGUGCCAAUCCCUGUGUCUGUCGUUCCCACCUUGCUGGCCAAGUCUUCAGCCAUGUACAAUCCCAUCAUCUACCAGGUUGUGGACCUGAAAAACUCCUGCAUGACAUCCUCCUGUUUUCAGGCCCUGAAGAAACGCAGGCAUUUUAGAAAGUCAAGGUUCUACACCGUCUCUGGCUCAUUAAAGGACACACCACCAGCCAAAGAAGCUCACAUCGAGAUGUGAGACAGACACUUUAGACUGUGUUACCCUCCCCCAUCACCCCCUAUUUACCUCUACUACUUUGGACACUUUGCCUUGUUCCCUGACCUAUGUGCCCUACACUUAGCCACUCACACGCUGCCUGUCAUCUGCUAUGACAUCAUCAGCUGCUCACCCUCAGUCUCGCCACUUGUUUUUACACCCAGGCUGGAUUUUCGUGCGCUUUCCCCAGCUCCCCAGCUUCUCUUCCUUGGAAACACAUCUCUCCCACAAGGUUUUCCUUAAUCGGUGGAGUUAUGUUGUCUUUACAGUGGUUACUACAUACAAGUGACAUGUUGUGUGAACUUCUUUACCUUGCUUUCCAGUAUUACAGACACUGUCUGUUAUGCUUUGAAAAAAAAAAACAACACACGCACAAACACAAAAAAAACAUGUGUUACUGGUUGAGUAACACAAUAGCUGAGUGUUCGUCCUAUAAUACGGCUCAACUCAGGUUUGUAAAAUUGAGAAGUUUUCAACCAGAGUUAUGUCACAUCAGGAGCUUUAUGUUUCUGUGAAUCAAAAUCUUGCAAAAGAGAGAAUAUGUUAUAAAAAAUGUAAUUUUUACAUUCAUUUUCAACCUUGAUUCUAAAGUUGAACUAUAAAUUAAAAUGAAAAAAAAAAGAUCAACCUGAUGUGAGCCAUGUCAAAUCAGGCUUGGGUGUAACUGUCAAGAUCAAAAUUGUAUUUUUACAUGUUUGUACAGGCUGUUGUCUUUUGUUGUCCUGUGGCAUGUAUACAGCCGAUAUACACCCAUCAAGUACAUUACUAGGAACACCUGUGCACCUGCUUAUUCAUGCAAUUAUCAUCCAGUCAUGUGGCAGUCGUGCAAUGCAUAAAAUUCUUACAGAUACAGGUCAGGAGCUUCAGUUAAUGAUCUCUUAAAACAUCAGAGUAAUGGUAAAAACGUGAGGUUAGUGAAUUUAACCAUGGUAUGAUUGUUGGCGCCAGACACUUCAUGAACAUGAGGAGUUCAGAGUACCUCAGUGGAACACUUUUGGGAUGUGUUAGAACAGGAAAUUGUGGAGUAUUAGUAGUAUUAGUAUUAGAGUUCCUACUGAAGCAGUUGGUGAAUGUCAGUCAAAAGGCAUCAUCUCAACUCAUCAGCUUUUGUUCUCAUCAGGUGUUAAAAAGCACACAAGGAGGAGUGAAGCUUGAGUCGAUGAAACUGAAACUUUGAUAAUGGACUCACAGGGUAUUGUCAUUUUGCAGUAUCAUCCGAAGACUUUUUAUUUCUGAGAUGAGUGUUCACAAGGGAGCAAAGCAGCUCAAGGCUUAACAUGUCACAAGAAAACACCUACACAGGAUGACUGCACUUUACUUGCAAAACCAUUCAAUAUGCACUGGUAACAGUUUGGUGUUACACAUAUACAGUAUAUGUAGUGGAUUGUCACACAUAAGUGGAUGGACACACAAUUUUCAUUCAAACAAACAACUUCAGAAAUGUAUGUCAUUCUAUCAGUAACCACAAUUGGGGCCAUGGAUACAGAAACAGUUAUGGUUAACUCAGGGACCAUUUGUAAUCUAUGUAUUUGAAAUUUGUUGUUUGUUUGGACAAAGAUAACAGCAUAUUUUCCAUGAUGCAUAAAAAAAUCAUUUUUUUUGAAAAUACGCUGAUGAGGUAAGACUGAGAUCACUCUCAUGUCUGUGUGUUUACUAUGAAGGUAGAGAUGGAGGCAAUUUGCUUAGCUUAACAGAAAGACUGGAAGCAGAUGGAAACAGCUGAAUUAACAAAUACAUCCAGCAACAUCUUUAAAGAUCAUAAAUUAACAUGCUCUGUCUUAUUUGUUUAAUACCAAAACAGAGAAGUAAAACUAAAAAGCUGUUUUGCUUCUUUUUAACUAUUAGUAACUCUUAGUGACCUGUGGCAGGGUACAUCAGCUUACUUGUGUAUGGGUUAACCAAAAAGUGUAUUUAUUAGUGAGCUUUAGAGGUGAUGGUAGACUGAACAUUGAACUUUGGACAGAGCCAGGCAGUUUUCCCUGGUACCAGUCUCAAUGCUAAGCUAAUCACCUCCCACCUCCUGCAUACCCAGGACUUAUGGGAGUGAAGACUCCAGAUGGACUGUUAUGGCCUGCAUGGCAAGUUUCAUGUGACUGAUAGGUGACAACAAUGCUAGAACUAAGGUUAGCAAGCUAAACUGCUAAAAUGUCCACAGCUGGCUGGCCGGGCACUACUGCAAGCGCAUGUGUUACCAAAAAAAAAAAAAAAAAAAGUGUUACAAUGGACACAUUUCACUAGGAAUUGAUUAUUGAAAAGGACAUCUGCACAGUGCUGAUGGGGACCUUUUGCUGGGCUAGAAGUUCAUAAUGGAUAUAAUAUAUAUUUUCGCAGUUCUCUGAGGCAAAAGCUGUACAAAUAAUACAGAAACACAUCAGCUAUAUUGUGUUUUGCCUUUGCUGUAUUUUUUCUUUGUUGUUUUUUUUUUUUUUUUACAAGGACUCUUGUGUUAAGUGUCCUCUCUAGUUCCUCUAUAGUACAAGUUAACAAGCUAGCUAAUGUAGCUACCGUCAUGUGACCUGCAGACCCCUUCUGUCAUGUGACCCUUGCAUUGCAGAUCUCAACAGUCACUUGAAAGUCUCCAAAAGAUUUUCUCAUUGCACUACUUAGAUGUAUCCCAUUACAUUAAGAAUAUUCCUUUACAGUGAAAGAAUACUAGGUUUCAUGUUUUCCAUGUCACUCACCUGGAGGCUCAUUCCUAAAAAAUGUUCAUUACUUAAUGUUUAAUGUUUAAUGUAUACACAUUUCUGGAAUGAAGAUAAGCAAUAUUCAAAAGAUGGGUUUCAUUUAUUGAAGAUUGUGCAUGUCUGUCUCUGCACCCUCAUGCCAUGAAUCAUGAACAGGGGCUAAUUUGAAAGUAUUCAAUGUCAUUCAGAAGGUUAAAUACAGGGAAUGUUUCUCUGCUGGCAGAGAGAGAGAGGCUCAUAUGUGCUCAGGGAGUUCAACAGCACCGUCACCUGGAAUGAGGUGGGAGGAGAGGGAACAGUCAUAACUGAGGUCAACAAGAAAGAGCCAGCUUGCAGCAUCAGGGUAAAUCAAACACAGUGACACAGUACUUCUUGACUUAAGCGUGCCUAAUGAAAGUACUCAAACAAACUGGCUCAGGUUCAUCUGUAUUCAUUUUGUUUGAGUUAUUCCAGCACCUGCAGUUCAUGUGUCAAGUGAAGACCCAAGAGCCACAAACAAUUCCACAUCAAGUCCUGUUAUACAAGUUUCUGCAGUCACACCUGGAAGGAGCAGAAUUGGUUGUAUAACCAUUCAAGAUGAAGCCCUUUGAAGAAUGAAUAAUGAAGAGCCCUGCAAGUUCAUGAACAGUCAAGUAACAUCAGCUGCUCUAACCCUCUGACUUUCAACCUUCACCAGACAAGAAAGUCAGCACUUGGACUAUUCUGCAAAACUUCAGAUUGUGUGCUUUGACUUUUUUGCAUCCAAUGCCAACGUUUUUUUUUUUAAAAAGUUGCUUUCUAGAAUAUGUACACAUGGAAUCUACAGUAUGGUUAACAUUAGAGAAAGAUAAUGGUCAUAGCAAAUAAAUUACAGUAAAGUUGUGAUUAGGCUUAAGUACCAGCUUACUCCAUCAGAGUAUCCAACGUCAAUACUGGGGGACCGUAUUUAACAUCUAUGAUUAUACAAUCUGACAUUCACACCCACUUCAUGCCAUGAUUGGUCAGGUGUGCAGAAGUGUGAAAUUGAGCCAGGAUUUGGACUUCUCAAACAACUAUGAACUAUGAAAACUUUUAAAAUUCUAACAACCUGACCCAUAGGCAACUAGAACACUAGAUUAAGGUUUUGGAACAAUAAUGGUUACACUUUAUUAACAUGUGAAAGUUAAUUGCAUGUCUGUGACAUAAGGCAAUUUCUGUGAAGUCAGACUGCAUGUCUGCUGUAUAAAAGGCUUACUGUUUCCUCCAGCAGU